GAUCUCGUCCCGGUUGCUAGGAGACAGCUCAGCCUCUGCAGACCAGCGCCUUUCCGGGAGUAGUGGCGGUGCUACACUGCUGAGAGCAUGGCGCCCAAAAAGAAAGGCAAGAAAGGCAAGGCCAAAGGCAGCAACAUCGUGGAUGGGCUCCCGCCGGAGGACAUGACCAAGGAGCAGGUGGAGGAACAUGUCACCCGCAUCCGGGAGGAGCUGGACCGAGAGCGAGAGGAGCGCAACUACUUCCAGCUGGAGCGCGACAAAAUCCACACCUUCUGGGAGAUCACGCGGAGGCAGCUGGAGGAGAAGAAGGCAGAGCUGCGCAACAAAGACCGGGAGAUGGAGGAGGCGGAGGAGAGGCACCAGGUGGAGAUCAAGGUUUACAAGCAGAAAGUAAAGCACCUGCUGUAUGAGCACCAGAACAACUUGGCGGAGGUGAAGGCUGAGGGUACUGUCGUCAUGAAGCUCGCCCAGAAGGAGCACCGCACGCAGGAGGGCGCCUUGCGCAAGGACAUGCGCACACUGAAAGUGGAGCUCAAGGAGCAGGAGCUGGCCAACGAGGUGGUGAUCAAGAACCUGCGCCUGAGACAUGCUGAGGAGAUCACCAAAAUGCGAAAUGACUUUGAAAGGCAAGUUCGAGAGAUCGAGGCCAAGUAUGAUAAGAAGAUGAAGAUGCUGAGAGAUGAGCUGGAUCUGCGGAGAAAGACUGAGAUCCACGAGGUGGAGGAGCGCAAGAAUGGGCAGAUCAGCACCCUGAUGCAGCGGCACGAGGAGGCCUUCACGGACAUCAAGAACUACUACAACGACGUCACCCUCAACAACCUGGCCCUCAUCAACUCCCUCAAGGAGCAGAUCGAGGACAUGCGGAAGAAGGAAGAGUACCUGGAGCGGGAGAUGGCGGAGGUGUCGCUGCAGAACAGGCGGCUGGCAGAACCCCUGCAGAAGGCCAAGGACGAGAUGAGUGACAUUCAGAGGAGGCUUGGGAACUACGAGAGGGACCAGCAGAUCCUGAUUUGCACCAAGGCGCGUUUAAAGGUUUCUGAGAAAGAGCUGAAGGACCUGCAGUGGGAGCAUGAGGUACUGGAGCAGCGGUUCAGCAAGGUGCAGCAGGAGAGGGAUGAGCUCUACCGGAAGUUCACUGCAGCCAUCCAGGAGGUGCAGCAGAAGACAGGCUUCAAGAACCUGCUGUUGGAGCGUAAGCUGCAGGCGCUGAAUGCGGCUGUGGAGAAGAGAGAGGUGCAGUUCAACGAGGUGCUGGCCGCCUCCAACCUGGACCCUGCAGCACUGUCACUCGUGUCCCGGAAACUUGAGGAUGUUCUGGAAUCCAAGAACACUACCAUCAAGGACUUACAGUAUGAGCUGGCCAGGGUCUGCAAGGCCCACAAUGACCUGUUGCGUACAUAUGAGGCGAAGUUACUGGCCUUCGGGAUCCCCCUGGACAAUGUGGGGUUCAAGCCCCUGGAGACAGCAGUGAUUGGACAGACACUGGGACAGGGCCCUGCAGGACUUGUGGGUGCUCCUACAUAGCCACCUUCUGGGGCUUCAGAGCUGGCCUGCCCCACUGUG
Messenger RNA from Acomys russatus (golden spiny mouse), 1563 nucleotides. It is a transcript of the gene Gas8, whose product is annotated as growth arrest specific 8. Gene Ontology annotation, cellular component: Golgi apparatus; microtubule; motile cilium. Bases 88 to 1524 code for a protein of 478 amino acids. The record is from RefSeq and is a predicted model, not a curated record. Gene Ontology annotation, molecular function: small GTPase binding; microtubule binding. The transcript is spliced from 11 exons. Gene Ontology annotation, biological process: flagellated sperm motility. Lineage: Eukaryota; Metazoa; Chordata; Mammalia; Rodentia; Muridae.